Molecule: messenger RNA, 915 nt
Organism: Naegleria fowleri
Lineage: Eukaryota; Heterolobosea; Eutetramitea; Acrasida; Naegleriidae
Exons: 1
Coding region: 1-915 (304 amino acids)
Biological process (GO): oxidative demethylation
Molecular function (GO): oxidoreductase activity; demethylase activity
Source: RefSeq, a predicted model, not a curated record
AUGCUUAAUCCUUCGACGCCAUUAAACGCAACAACGAACUCGAUGGUUGGAACUAGAAACAAGAAGGAACAAGUACCUGUUCAGAAAAUCUCAGGACUCUUCUACGUUCGGAAUUUUAUUUCACACGAAGAAAGUCAACAACUCCUUUCGCACAUGGAUCACGGUAAUGGUAGUGUGAACACGAAUCACCGAUCGACCAAUAAGAAUGACACGCUAUUAACCUCCAUUGGACAGUCGGAAUGUAUGGAAACACCAUCGCCAUGGAAAACAGAAAUCAUGUCACGACGCACACAACAAUUUGGAUAUCAUUUCAAUUACUUUACAGGUGAAUUGAAGAAAAUAGAGAAAUCUAAUUCUUUGGAAAUGAACUCGUUGGGAAUUCCAUUGUAUUUACAAUCGUUGGUGGAGAGAGUUCAGCAAGAGCAUGCUCGUUUAAAUCUAGUGAAUGUCUCACAGAUUCAUGACUCUUGCAUUUCACAAAUUAUUCUUAAUGAAUAUUGUGGACCUUAUCAAUACAUUAAGAAACAUGCUGAUUCUCUUCAUUUUGGUCCCAUUAUUUCCAUUGUGAGUAUAUUACAGCCUUGUGUCAUGAUUUUAUAUGAAGUCUCUCAAGAUGGUUUGCCAAAUCAAAAUAUCACUAGUGACCAUCACAGCGGUGCAAAGCUUGACCUUUCAGUUCCGAUUAAAGAUUUAAAGCCAACAGGAAAUCGAUCGAGUAUUGUGUUGGAACCCAAUUCGUUGCUCAUUUUGAGUGGCCUGGCAAGAUAUCGAUGGAAGCAUGAGAUUAUAAGUUUGAAAGAUUAUGAAAAGCAUGGAUUUUCACUGAAGGAAGUAAUUGGUACCGACUCGAAUGAGGAAUCCUACCGUAGAGUCUCAAUCACCAUGAGAUCGGUCGUGUCACAUCUCGAAAAGUAA